CCGUUGUGGGUUUUUUCUUUAUUUUGGUGUGACUGCGGGAGCUCGCGGGCUCAUGCCACUCCGUGUGGGUAAAGCGAAGCGGGUCGUGGUCCAGGUGUGAGGCCUGUCUGCGCGGAUCCCUGUCGAGAUGUCGUCGGCGGAACAUGACGGUACCUUCAGUCAGCUCAACAAGUUUGAGAAACUGUCGUGGAGGCCCUCCGUCCGAGACUCAGGCUCCAAGAAGCGGGCACGGUGGCUUCAGGCCCGGCGCAUCUUCUCCCCUUCCUGCCCCAACCUGCGGAUCCCCAACAGGUUUCUGAGAGAAGGACACUGUGUACCCCCCGCCCGCAGCGGACACCGCUGUGUUGCAGACAGCACCAACCUGUAUGUGUUCGGAGGCUACAAUCCAGACUUUGAGGAGGCUGGCGGGUCGGAGAAUGAAGACUACCCUCUUUUCAGGGAGCUUUGGCGGUUUCAUUUUGCCACAGCCACCUGGCAGCAGGUCCGCACAGAGGGCUACAUGCCCACAGAGCUGGCCUCCAUGUCAGCUGUCUUACAUGGAAACAACCUGCUCGUUUUUGGUGGCACUGGGAUUCCGUUUGGUGAAAACAACGGCAACGACGUCCACGUUUGCAAUGUUCAGUACAAACGAUGGAACCUGCUCAACUGCAGAGGAAAGAAACCCAACAAGAUCUACGGACAGGCGAUGGUCAUCAUAAAUGGCUACCUCUACGUGUUUGGCGGGACAACAGGCUACCUUUACAGCACGGACCUGCACAGGCUGGACCUGACCACUAGAGAGUGGACCCACCUGAAACCCAACAACUCGCCCUUAGAUCUACCUGAAGAGAGGUACAGACAUGAACUAGCUCAUGAUGGACAGAGAAUAUACAUUUUAGGAGGUGGGACUUCUUGGACGUCAUAUCCCCUGGAUAAGAUUCACGCAUAUAACUUGGAGACAAAUUACUGGGAGGAAAUAGUCACCAAACCCCAUGAAAAAAUAGGAUAUCCUGCUGCCCGCCGUUGUCACAGCUGUGUGCAGGUCAAAGAUGAGGUGUUUAUAUGUGGGGGUUAUAACGGAGAGAUGAUCCUGUCCGACCUGUGGAAGAUCAACCUGCAGACGUUUCAGUGGACCAAGCUGCCUGCCGCUAUGCCCGAGCCGGCCUACUUUCACUGCGCUGCAGUCACUCCGGCUGGCUGCAUGUACGUCCACGGCGGUGUCGUCAACAUGUCCGGGAACAGGAGGACGGGCUCUUUGUACAAAGUGUGGUUGGUGGUGCCCAGCCUUCUGGAACUGACCUGGGAGAAACUGCUGAAAACUUUCCCUCACUUUGCCCAGCUGUCCACCCUCCAGCUGCUCAGCCUGGGACUGACGCACACACUAAUUCAGCGGCUCAAAUAGACGCAGCACACAGACUGAAGGAAACGGUAUGUGAUGGAACGGCACUGACUCUAAAAAUACUGAUGACGAGGCAACAAUUUCUUGAAAGGACAAAAAAAGUCUAUGAAAAACUUUGAAUGCCUUUUAACUUAAGUUUUACGUUAAUGUGCACGCUUUGUAAAAGAAUACUUCACCAGAAAAUGACAGUUUGUAUAUCAAAUAUUCAACCACUGCUGAGUUGAAUUUGUCUAGGAACUGUUUUUCUUGCAUGCAUCCACGGUUUACAGAGAAAAAAAAUGCAAUAUCCUCCAUGAAUUGAAGUAAAUAAGACAUCAA
Messenger RNA from Plectropomus leopardus (leopard coralgrouper), 1696 nucleotides. Its product is annotated as kelch domain-containing protein 10-like. Gene Ontology annotation, biological process: positive regulation of stress-activated MAPK cascade. NCBI's taxonomy places the organism in Eukaryota, Metazoa, Chordata, Actinopteri, Perciformes, Serranidae. Gene Ontology annotation, molecular function: protein binding. The record is from RefSeq and is a predicted model, not a curated record.